GUCGAUUCCCAACAGAAGCGUUUACUGUCAGCAGUCCAGCGGUUAGCCUUUUCUGUCUGAUAAGGGCUGAACACACAGACUGACACUGAAGAGCUUACAGUAGCAUCCACCUGGACGGACUUUCUGGUUUUUGACCCUUUGCAGCUGCAGCAAUCAUGUGUUUGGUCUUUAAUUGGAGAGCUCAGGUGGAGAGAAAGUAGCAGUUGGGCUCAGGGAGAGAUGCCAGUGUGUAUCAGGGCCCUGCUGGGCUGCAGGAACCACAGAGAAUACAGAACAAAGCACGCACAGAAAGAUAGUGGAUCAGGUCUUGAAACAUGAGCUCUGUGGCAGUGUUGACUCAGGAGAGUUUUGCAGAGCACCGCAGUGGUUUGAAGGACAUUAAGAUCAUGGGUAGUGUGCCAGAAGAUGAAGCAUAUAUACCCACCUAUCUGGAAGCUUUUCCCCCUUUACCCGACAAGGGUGCUCUAGGGGAGAAGACUGGUGAAGCAGCAGGUGCCUGGAGCAAAAUCCGACCCAUCAAAGCCUCUGUCAUCACUCAGGUGUUCCAUGUACCUCUUGAGGAGCGGCGCUAUAAAGACAACAGUCAGUUUGGUGAGGGUGAGGAGGCGAAGGUGUGCCUGGACAUCAUGCAGAAGACCGGGGCACACAUUGAGCUAUCUCUGGCUAAAGACCAAGGCCUCUCCAUCAUGGUGACUGGAAAACUAGACUCGGUCAUGAAAGCCAGGAAGGAAAUUGUGGCCCGACUGCAAACUCAGGCCUCAGCGACUGUGCUCAUUCCAAAAGAACAUCAUCGAUUUGUGAUCGGAAAGAAUGGGGAGAAGUUACAGGAUCUGGAGUUGAAAACAGCCACCAAAAUAGCCAUCCCCCGCUCUGACGAUCCCAAUGCCAAUAUUUGCAUCACUGGCACCAAGGAAGGCAUUGAGAAAGCCCGCCAUGAAAUGCAGCUCAUUUCCGCAGAGCAGGAUAAGCGUGCUGUGGAAUGUUUAUCUCUUGAGAAAGCUUUUCAUCCAUUCAUUACUGGUGCAUAUAACCGACUCGUUCAAGAGUUGAGUCAAGAGACUGGAGCUCGUAUCAGUGUUCCACCGCCUAGUCUGCCCAAGGAUGAGAUUGUCAUUACCGGUGAGAAGGAAGCAGUUGCCAUUGCGAUUGCCCGCGUUCGGGCCAUCUAUGAAGAGAAGAAGCAAAAAACGACCACAAUCUCAGUGGAGGUGAAGAAGUCACAACACAAGUACAUAGUUGGCCCAAAAGGCAACACCCUGCAGGAGAUCCUGGAAAACACAGGGGUGUCUGUGGAGAUGCCUCCUCUAGAAUCUGCCUCUGAGACCAUCAUUCUCAGAGGGGAGCCGGAAAAGCUGGGCCCGGCCCUCACCCAGGUGUAUGCCAAGGCUAAAAGUGUGAUAGAGUUGAAGGUAAUUGCUCCAGCCUGGCUCCAUCGAUUCAUCAUUGGCAAGAAAGGACAGAACAUCAGCCGCAUUACACAGCAGUUGCCUAAGGUGCAUAUAGAGUUUACCGAUGGAGAGGAACGGAUCAAUCUGGAGGGACCAACGGAGGAGGUAGAACAAGCCCAGGCUCAGUUACAGGAGAUCAUCAAAGACCUGAUGGCAAGAAUGGACUAUGCAGAGAUUAACAUUGACCAGCGUUUUCACAGACAUCUCAUUGGCAAAAAUGGGGCCAACAUAAAUCGGAUAAAGGAGCAGUAUAAGGUAUCAGUGAGGAUUCCUCAGGACUCUGAGCACUGUGGGCUGGUUCGUAUUGAGGGCGAUCCUCAAGGAGUACAGCUUGCUCGCAAGGAACUGAUGGACAUGGCCCAGCGUAUGGAAAAUGAACGCAUGAAAGAUCUGAUCAUAGAACAGAAGUUCCACCGCACCAUCAUUGGGCAAAAAGGAGAAAGGAUCAAAGAAGUUAGGGACAAGUUCCCGGAGGUCAUUAUCAUCUUUCCAGACCAGCAACAGAAAAGCGACAUAGUGCAGCUCCGAGGGCCCAAAAACGAGGUUGAAAAAUGUGCAAAGUUUCUGCAGAAACUCAUCGCUGAGCUGGUUGAGAGCAGCUUCUCAAUAUCUGUACCCAUCCUCAAGCAGUUUCACAAAAACAUUAUUGGCAAAGGAGGUGCUAACAUUAAAAGGAUUCGUGAGGAGACCAGCACAAAAAUUGAUCUCCCAACAGAGAACAGCAACUCUGAGAUAAUCGUGAUCACUGGCAAGAAAAGCAACUGUGAUGCUGCACGAGACCGGAUCCUUGCCAUUCAGAAAGAACUGGCCAACCUGAAGGAGGCUGAGGUUUCCAUCCCAGCCAAGCUGCAUAACUCUCUGAUUGGAUCCAAGGGUAGUCUCGUGCGCUCCGUGAUGGAAGAGUGUGGGGGCGUUCACAUCCACUUCCCUUCAGAGGGAUCAGGGCUGGAUAAAGUCACCAUCCGAGGCCCUGCAGAAGAGGUGGAGAGAGCCAGGAAGCAACUGCUGCAGCUGGCAGAAGAAAAGCAAGUCAACAACUUCUCAGUGGAGCUUCAAGCCAAGCCUGAGUACCACAAGUUCCUGAUAGGCCGAGGGGGAGCUAAUAUCCGUCGUGUGCGGGAUCGAACUGGCGCACGAAUCAUCUUCCCCUCGACUGAUGAGACAGAACAGAAGCACAUAACCAUCAUGGGUAAAGAGGAGGCUGUACGGCUUGCCCAGAAAGAACUGGAGACUCUCAUCAAAAAUCUGGAUGAUGUUAUUGAAGACAGUAUGGUUGUUGACCCUCGGCAUCACCGUCAUUUUGUCUGUCGGAGAGGGCAAGUGCUUAGAGAUCUGGCAGAAGACUACGGAGGUGUGGCCGUUAGCUUCCCACGCACAAGCACACAGAGUGACCGCAUCACUCUCAAAGGGCCCAGAGAGUGUGUGGACGCUGCUAAGUAUCGCAUUCAGGAGAUCAUUCGAGAACUGGAGUCACAGGUGAGUGUGGAGGUGGCGAUUCCCCAGCGGUACCACAGAGGCGUCAUGGGACCAAAAGGCUGCAGGAUACAGCAGAUUACAUGGGAGCAUGAAGUCCAGAUCAAAUUUCCGGACAGAGAUGAGUCUGCAGCUCAGGAAUCUGCAUCUCAAGAGAAUGGCGAAACGGACAACAUCCUUCGGAAGUGUGACAUCAUCACUGUUACAGGGCAGGCUGAAAAGUGUGAGCUGGCACGGGCAACUUUGCUUGCAUUGGUUCCUGUAACGAUUGAUGUUGAAGUUUCCUAUGACCUUCACCGUUACAUCAUAGGACAGAAAGGAAGUGGAAUAAGGAAAAUGAUGGAGGAUUAUGAGGUGAAUGUUUGGGUUCCUCAGCCUGAACAACAGUCAAAUAUCAUAAAGAUCACAGGCCAGGUGUCCAGUGUGGAGCGGGCCAGACAGGGGCUGCUGGAGAGAGUCAAGGAGCUGCAGGCAGAGCUGGAGGAUCGGGCAUUACGGAGCUUUAAGGUGACCCUCUCGGUAGACUCCAAAUAUCACCCCAAAAUUAUUGGCCGCAAAGGAGCUGUCAUCUCCCAAAUACGCAAAGACUUCGAUGUCAGUGUACAGUUUCCAGACAAGAGCGAUGAGCAGCAGGAUGUAAUAACUAUCGGGGGUUAUGAGAAGAAUGCAAAUGAGGCCAGAGCAGCUAUAGAGCAGCUGGUGGCAGUGCUACAGGAAAUGGUGAGUGAGGACAUCCGGCUGGACCGGCGGGUCCACGCUCGCAUCAUUGGAGCCCGUGGCAAAACUAUCCGGAAACUCAUGGAUGAGUUCAAUGUUGAUAUACAGUUUCCCCAACCCGGUUCUGAGGACCCAAACAAGGUUACCAUCACAGGACUCCCAGAGAAUGUUGAUAAUGCCAUAGAUCAUCUGCUCAACCUGGAAGAAGAAUAUAUGUUGACGGUGACUGAGACAGCGACUAUGGCGGCCUAUAUGAAGCCUCCUUCUAAGGCAGUAGGGGCUGGAGGCAAUUAUGAGGAUAGAAAAGCCCUGGCUAAAGGCUUUGUUGUGCGGAAUGCCCCCUGGAAUGCUCAGGGCAACAAGGCACCAGACGUGAUCAGUUCUGAAGAGUUCCCCACAUUUGGAUAUGGAAUAACACCAAAACAGACAUCUGCUUGGGGGCCCAAAAAGUGGUAAACUAAUGGAACAGUUUUGACUUGAUCUUUCUCCAGAUCUCACCAUCUCUCUUUAAGGCUCCCGUGAACGAGAACAUUCCUGAUUGUUCAUCUUUCUCCUGGAACGUUUAGUGCCCUUUGAGGAAUUGCUUUUGUCUUCCGCCUUUGCAAAAAUGGUACUUAGCAUUUGGUGGAUAGAUGUUCUUAUCACACUUCAACUGUCCACGGAUGGUCACUCUUCAGUUCCUGUUGUGCCAGUCUCAUUUAAAGGAAAUCACAGAAACAGAUCCUCAAGUAGCAGUUAGCAUUUUUAUACAACUGCUGUUUGGUGAAUAGUCUCAAGGUGGGCGAGACAAUGGCAAGACACUGGAGAAUGAGGCAGACAUUUCUUACUUCUUGGACUACUUCUGACUAGAGAACCCCUAGUUCACUGUGUAUGAUUUCUUUUUUACAUCCUUGAUGGUUUUUACUGGUUUUUAUCUGUGUGUUUCACAUGAAUGCACUCUGUUUGCAGCAGCAGAGUUGGGUGCUUGAGCUUUCACUAUGUACUGUAUGAAAAAUGAUGGUUUUAAAAUGCAUUCAGCCACAGAUACAGAAACAAUUAUUGAACACUAGACUAGAGUCGCACUGUAAAGUUUUCCAAUACUUAUGACCGAUCAAUACUGAAUCUGUUUUUAUAUAUUCUUUCUGUAUUUAUUUGUGUAUUUAUAUGCUCAUGUUAUUUAUUGAUUUUGCUCAUUGACUGAAAAUUCAUAUGGUAGAGACUGAAUGGAUGGGUCUGUGUCUUCACUUAAAGCAUAGAGAUGCUUUACAUGUUAUUUUUAAGUAUGCUUCGUUUCUUUUGCAGCAGGAAGUUGUUUUUGUGUGGUCUCAUCGCAGUCUUGCAGCUCAUUUACAAGUUCUGUGCUUGUAUGAUUUCUGUUUAUUGUUAUUGUUUUCUGUUGUUGUUUACAAGGUUUUUCUCUGUUUUGUCAUUUAAUUUGCUGUUCAUAUGUGUAAGGUUAAGACAAACUUGAAACUGGGAAUAUUAAUUGAAGUCUUAAACGACAGGUUCCCGAACAAAGAAUUUUCUGGAACAUCAUAAUUUAUUCAAUAUUUAAUACAAAUGACUUUAGAAGAAAGAAAAAAAACUAGAAAUGUAGUAUAAUGCCAAACACACUGUGUUUUCAAAUGUAAUAUUUUAGUUUUUGAUAGAAUGGUCAUCUAACUUGUUGAAUGAUUGUUAAACUUUCAAAGUAAAACUCUCUGGAACAUUUUCCUGAUUAUUAACAAACUGCUAAAAACUCAAUGGCAUGUUUUUUGUUGUUGGUGUUUUUUGUUACGAGGGUCACUCCCUGUCCUCCUAGUUGAGUCUGUGUUUUAAUCAUAGUGUGUGGUGUGAUCGUAAACUUGGGCACAGGUUGAGUGAAGAACCAUCAACAAACAACUGAAGAUAGAAACACUAUUGGCCUUAAGAAGCAAUUGCCAUUGGAUAUUUUUACCAAUAUUUCAUGGCAUUGAUAUGCAACACUGCAAUAACAUGUCUGUGACUGAAAUUUCCUACUCCAAAUAAAAUUAAAUUCAUUAAAA
Messenger RNA from Xyrauchen texanus (razorback sucker), 5641 nucleotides. Its product is annotated as vigilin-like. Gene Ontology annotation, molecular function: mRNA binding. The transcript is spliced from 29 exons. Bases 315 to 4094 code for a protein of 1259 amino acids. Gene Ontology annotation, cellular component: nucleus; cytoplasm. The record is from RefSeq and is a predicted model, not a curated record. NCBI's taxonomy places the organism in Eukaryota, Metazoa, Chordata, Actinopteri, Cypriniformes, Catostomidae.